UUGCGUGGCGAUGGAACCCGUCAGCGAGAGCCGCCGCCCGUCGACCGACUGGCGGCGAUGCGUGCUCUCCCCAACACCGGACGCGUCGGGCACGACGCCGACGGAUCACGCGCGCGACCCCGGGCUGCAGGCGCAGGCGAACAACACGAGCAGGCGGCAUUCAGGCGACAGGCAUCGGGGGAUGCAGCGCAACCGUCUCCGCAAUCAAAUGGAAGUCUCCGUUAUGACCACAGCCUGUCUCGCGUGGAACUGCGUUUCAAUAUUUGCAAGAACGUCUGACUCCUUGGUCUCGAGAUUCCUCGGCGUAUCUUCACCGUCACAUCACUGGACCAUGAAGGGUGUUCUGGACUUCUGCCACGCCACGAACGCCCUGAGUGACGUAGCUCUAUUAUACAGCUUAUACUAUGUUCACGGACCACAUAACCAUUCCGUGGAGACGGCGCUCCACGAAAUCAUCAGAAGUUUCAUAUUUUGGAAUGCUUUCACCACUGCCAUUAUAUGGGCCGCAUCAUGCGUUGACGUGUUCGUCCGUUUUCUUCGGUCGCCUAUCGAAGAAGGCGAGGCUGUGAACGGCACCUCUCUACCUCUGAACGUCACUGCCGAUCAUCAGAAUGGCGACGGAGGAACGGUGGUUCCCAUGGGUGCCGCGUUCGGAUUUACUGGAAUUGCUGUGUUAAAGGUGCUCCUUCUUCUCUACAUAUACGGGGACUAUCUGGACACCUUGGAAAGCGGCGCUGCAUUUAUAGCGCCAGAAGUAAUGACAACUGGGCCAGAAACAAGCGCUCCUCAAGCAGACACCAUGAGUACCUGGAACCGCAUCAUCGGGUGGCGCAAAAGGUCCAGUUCUUUGGCAACACAGAACCCCGCGUCGCUGGCGAAGUACCGCUCCCCGAGGAACAGUAUGGCCCCGCAACGAAGUACGAUAUCCCCGCGGCGCUCUAUAGAUACAGCGCCCCAGUCCGCAGUGCCACUCGCCGACGGGUUAGAGCCAACGAUUCAGACGAUACGCUCUGCUUACAACGACGCGACUGAAGAAGCGCCGCUCCAAGUUGUGCCAAACAAGAACCGCGUGUCUUACGUCUGGGUUCAAGGGGACGCGUAUGGGCCCAAGGGCGGCACUCAGCCGGCGGAGUCGUCUUUGUCGCAGCGAAUGAGUCGGGGCAUAGGCAGCUUCGACGCCAUGAAUAUGCCGUUUUUUGGUGGCACACGCAAACCACGCAGAGAGGCACGCAGUUUAUCUAUUGAACUGAAAAGAGAAGGAUCUGCUAGCCACGCAGUUAAGCAGGCAUUUACCGAAGCACCGAAACCAAAAUCUGGGGAAAAGCGGCGUGAGGUUAUGCCACCACCCACAAAUUUAAGUGACGAGGAAAACUUCGACGAGAGGCAACAUGAUCCUAUAACUCAGGAACCCGAAAAGAGGCCGGUGCUUACUACUGGUGGCUCGGAAACUGGCAGGAAUUCGAAUGCUGAGGUAACUAUGACGACGCACAAACUACUAAUGCCAAAAGAUGGCGGUGCCUCUGAGAUGGGCUCGCAUAAUGAAAUUUGGGAACAACUGAUGGAAUCUAAUCAUGCGUGCGACGUUGUAGCAGUUGAUAAGGCGCUACCAGUGACACCGACAAGCCCAUUUGACCAGAGACUCCGCAUAGCACAAUCUGCCCCGGAGACCACUGUGAACGAAGUGAUAAAUCCUUGCAACUCUGAUGAGAAGCUGACAACGUCAGACGGUUUUAGCUGUGCAUUAGUACCCAUGCCUACCAAUGACAUGUCUAAGCACAACACAUCGCUGACGUUCAAUUCCUUCAAUCCGAACAGCGUAAGUGGAUGUCACAUAAAACAAACGCCUACAAGUACAUCGACUACCUCUCACAAGAUUGUACUACAGAAUACCGAGACUGAUUUGGUGAAAGAUACCGAACUGUUAAUUCCACCGUCUUCAGUGCAUCUUGAUACCAGUGGCAGUGGCAUUCUUCGUGAAAUGGAUGCGAAGGGAGUAUACUUUGACCAAGCGAGAGCAAGUGACGAAGCGAAGGAUCAGGUCUGUGCCACGGACGAUUACAGCGGUUCGACGUCUACUUCUCACGGCACCCUACCUUUGCCAUCAAAACCUACGUUUUCGGUAGAAUGCGGACGCAUGUCGUCUGAAAAUGACCAGAAUUCAAACAGCAACGAUACGCCAAAACCAAAGGUAAACUUUAUGGCGCAGGCUACACAGAGAGGUAUUACGGGGGUCAGCGGCGGAACCGAUCGGGAUGGCGCCACUACCGACGUAGCCAACGCCAUUGACGGGCGCACACAGCAUAAGGAAUCAAAAUGUGACGGGCUUGUCGGCACGCACGAUUCCGAAAUGUUGACUGGAACAUUUUCAGUAGAAGAAGGUUAUGGCGAGAAAAUGCAAGAGCAUGACACCGAUUGAUAAAGCGGGGUUGCUACCGCUCAAGACAUUGCCGUGCGCGCAUAGUGAUUUCAUUUAGGUCAGAUUUUUUUUCUUGAUUUCUUAUAUCUGAGUUGUUCAACUAAUAUCUAUUGUAAUAGAAUAUAUUUAUGCAAGUAGUGAAAUCGAGCAAAUGAAAGUGAAUGGCUACCUUUUCUUGUAAUAA
Dermacentor albipictus is the source of this 2600-nucleotide messenger RNA. RefSeq lists its product as uncharacterized. Lineage: Eukaryota; Metazoa; Arthropoda; Arachnida; Ixodida; Ixodidae. The record is from RefSeq and is a predicted model, not a curated record.